This is a messenger RNA of Mollisia scopiformis, 4005 nucleotides long. RefSeq lists its product as uncharacterized. The record is from RefSeq and is a predicted model, not a curated record. The coding region runs from base 1 to 4005 and encodes 1334 amino acids. The transcript is spliced from 6 exons. NCBI's taxonomy places the organism in Eukaryota, Fungi, Ascomycota, Leotiomycetes, Helotiales, Mollisiaceae.
AUGCUCAAUGAGACGCCUCAACGAGAAUUUGAAAUGGAAACAAACAUGAUGUUGAGCCUUUCCAAUGCCUCAUCCGAAAUUGUCGGCGCGCUUAUUCAAAAAGGAGGCAACGACGUCUACCACGAGCAUUGCAGUAGCCACCCCUGUCUUCCACUGCUUUUCAACUGGUCGAGCGUGUGUAUUGAUAAGGUUUUCAACAUGCGCCUUUUCAGUUUCCAAAAGGGAAAGACUUUACACGGCUUCGACGAGACUACUGACGACGAGCAAGGGCAGCGACCAUUAUGGCUUCCGAUCUAUCUGCACCGCUAUUACCUCUUCUGCCUCGCUGUUAUUUUUAUGAUCAUGAUUGUUGCAUUGGAGAUUUUGCAUUACCUCUCAACACAUAACCAUGGUCUGGCUACAACGACUGGGAAUGAACACUAUCUCUGGACGUACGGCCCGACGGCAGUGCUCACUAUCUUCACAGCCUUUUGGGGACAAGUGGAGUACUGGACCAAGCACGUAAUGCCAUUUCAGGUUCUUGCGACGAGUAGUUCCCCAGCCGAGGACAAUAUCCUCCUCGAUUAUCUAUCACCGAUGACCUUUAUUGCUCUGUACAAAGCUAUUCGUGCCUCCCAUUAUCCAGUGGCUGUCUCCAUUACUGGGUCUUUGCUUCUUCGAGCUUUGAUCAUCUUCUCUACUGGCUUGCUUAACCUGGAGCAACAGAUUAUCAUGACCCAAACACAACUCACGGUGCUUGACCGUUUCAACUUCACCACAAAUAAUUCUAACACGACCAGUACAGUUGAUUUGACUUCGGAGAUAUGGGCGAUCAAAGCUUAUAACUUGUCGUUCCCUUUCGGAACGACUGACACAUACACUUCGCAGUCUAUCAAGCCCCUCGCAGAUAAUGCGAACACUACAUGGACAACUGAGCUCGAUGUUUUCUCUGCUGGGCUUGAACAAUGCGAACCCUUCAACUGGACCUACGCAGACCCAAACCAUCCAUAUGCUGGCCCGAUUCCAGGCUUAGCGAAUCCCCCUCAGUAUAUCAAUGUUUGGUCACCCUCGUGUUAUAUGCAUAACGUAUCGCUAUUCUAUGAGCCUGUUUGGACCCCUCCAGUCUGGAAUGCCCAGUUGCAAUACCAGAACUGCACAAAUACGACUGGAAAGGGGGACCCGGGCCGACUCUUGAUGUCCUUGAGUUUCAGCCUUCAGUAUAAUGACUCCGGCCUCUAUGCUCCUCCUACUGACUAUCUCCGAAAUCUUUCGGGCCUGUUGUGCCGACCCACUUUGUCAAUAGCAAAAAGGACUGUCUCUGGGUUUGUUAAUUCUUCCAUCAAGAUCUCAGAUUCCACGAUGCCGGGACUCAGCACCACUACCAAUGUCCCGAACUACAUGGUGAUGCCUCUCUUAACGCAGCUAGUACAAAUGCGAGCGGAUGAUACAGAUAUCACCACAUACUAUGACGGGGGGAUUAGCGCUUGGUUCGCUUUGCUCAAUGAGACAGUUCCGCAGAAAGAUGUCACCGCGUGGGCCAACAGUCAACUCCUGGGAUCGGUCUCACAGCUCGUUUUCCCUACAGUAGCGGCUCAAGUAGCAAAACAAUAUUUUAUGGAUGCGGUGUCAGAAGUCCAGCCCGGAGCUCUCGGCCAUAUCCAGAACCGACUUUGUAUUGAGCCACUUUCAUUGAGGCUAAUGGAAGCUGGGUUGGCGCUUGUGGCCAUCACGAGUAUUUUGUUGGCCUUGUAUCCUUUCAAGCGUCUCCCAAGACCUUUCGGAUCUAUCGGUGCUCUUGCAUUGAUCAUCGCUCGAAGUCCAAUUCUACAGCAGUUGCUCCGCGGUACAGGCGCCUUGUCACUUGCAAGUUUGAAGACAAAACUGCAAAGAUCUAGCUUCACAACGAGCCCUGUAAGAACCACAUCGACAUUUUGUAUCGAUGUACAACGUGAAGUGGAUACCCAAGAUAGCAUUGGCUUCUUCGGGCCCGACGCUCGAGGUCUAGAGGAUCGGUGGCACCCAGUACCCGUCAUCUUUCUUUUCCGAUCAGGCACAGUGGUGGGGCCUUUAUUAUUGAUCGCUAUUCUCGAGGCAUUAUAUCGCUACUCUGAAAGCAACUCCGGGCUCAUCGACGCACCAGCAAAUGAAUACGCAAAAUAUGCUUGGCUCUAUUUGCCAGCAUUGGUCAUGUAUGCACUUGGGACGCUUUAUCUCGUGCUUGACUCCUUCUCAAAAACGAUACACCCGUACCAGAAGUUGGCAAGAGGCAGUGCAAAUAGACAAGCAUUGAUGGAAGACCACUUUGGUAAAAUUGAGCUCUAUGCAUUAGGAGAGGCAAUUUCUUGUCGUCACAUAGCUCUUGUCGCCACUACGCUGAUAGUCCUGCUUGCACCCUUGUUAACUAUUGUUGUCAGCGGGCUCUACAUCCCUCAACCAUUCCCUGCCACACAGCCUGUCCUCAUCCACCAGGUUGACUGGUUUAAUAUCCAAAAUGAUUCUUGGACGAACAGCUCCUACGUGUUCGGUGCCUCGCAAAACAUGAUAGGGUUGAUUCAGUACUGCAACGUUUCUUUUCCCAGCGGGACCUUUGACGAAUUGGCAUUUCCGACGGUUCAGCUCGACAAAGUACCGUUAUCAAAAGACUCGAAUGCCUCUCAAGUGGCUAUUGGAGUGCAAGCAGCACGGGGUCGGAUGAAUUGCAGCCUUGUCGAAUAUGUGACUAACAGCAAUCUAACCGCCUAUCCCCAGUACCAAAAAUUUCUCGAGCAGGAUAAUAGAACUGUAACAGUCGUUACUUGGGAAAUGAUUAUUCCGGUUAACGAGACGGCAGGUUGCACCUCUCGAAGCCCCAAUAUCAGUCUUACCUCUUCUGGUCUACUCCAAAUCGGAACCCUUGCCGUCCCAGACAGUGGAUAUUUUGGAAUGGAGGUGUAUCCACGAUUAAAGCCAGGGCUAUCAGGAAACACUUAUUGCGAGAGCAGAUACGAAAGUUGGCAUAUUAUUGGCCACCAGGCUCGGCCUGCCCUGACUGAUGAGCUGUCCCUCAUGCGCUGCAUGCCAUUCAUCGAAACAGUUUUCGUGAACGCGACUCUGUCUUUGCCGACACUCGAUAUCGUCGCUACACCACAAGUUGACGAAGCUACCGCUACGCCUCUACUGGAUCAAGGCAGCCCAGUCGCCGUCGGGAUACCAAAUAUAGGGAUAUGGGGUACGAUAAGUUACACGGACGACUUCUUUCUCGCUCUUACGACAGGUAUCGAUGCCGUACCCAUCGACGAACUCAGCGAGCCAACCAACACCCAGGAACUUCUCCAAAACAUGGAUCAUCUCUACGCACAAGCAGCAGCACAAGUGCUAAACUUCAAUUAUCGAACUUCUGCUGCGCCGUCCCCUGGCACUCCUUGGUAUGAUGACAUCGCCAGCCCUAGGAACGGCACAUUGACACAGCAAGAUAGAGUUCGUCUUGUCCAGAGCAUGAUCUCAACACGUAUACUAGAAGCUAUUCUUGCUGUGAUAGCUUUCUGUGCAGCGAUUGCUUGGCUGCUAACAAGAGACGCAAAGAAACUCCUCUUGCCCAAAAAUCCGGCGAGUAUCGCGGCAAAGGUUAGCUUGCUUGUUGACAGCGAGUUGCUUGAGACUAUCCCUGAAGGAGCAGAGUGGGACAAUGACGAUGAAUUAAGGAGGAAGGGCGUGUUUGAGGGUUAUGUCUAUAGUCUUGGUUGGUGGCGGGGAAGAGAUGGAGAGAGGAGGUUUGGGAUUGACAUCGGCGUUCCUGAUGGCGAUGAAGUCGAAGGGGUGGAGAUUGAUUCGAAAACCGAGAAAGAGAAGAAAAUGAGUAAUGGAUCGAGUAAUGGGGAAAUUUUCCGCUUGGUUCUUGAUUUGGAGGAUGUCAAUGCUUCAAGUGUCUCUCCCCCGCUGGUGCUUUCUCUCCAACUACAAACUCCACUCCGUGACGGAGUCUCCGUCAUCCUUGCGCUUAACAUUGUAUUGCCAGCCGUAAUCUUCAUUGUAGUCCUUAUAUGCUAG